AACCAUGAAAGCGUUCUUGUGUGAAGCCAAGCCACACAGCCUCUGUUCGUUUGUUGCUCCUUGCAACACUUGCUUGAAGCCUGGCAAGAUGAAGAUGAGCCAAGCAGCCUGGAGGCUGGUUCAGAGGAAAAAAGAAAAUGGGUUAGCAGUGGGAUGUGGGAUUUGGGGUUUGGAGGCAGAGUUGGAGAGAGAAUUGGAAGCAGAGAUGAAGCAGAAGCGUGAAGGAGAAGGAGAAGAGGAGAGAAUUGAAAUGGCGAGGUUCAGGCAUAAAUGUGGGGAAGGGAAGGGGCUGGUGGAGCUGUUGGAGUGUCUGGAGAAGGAAGCCAUAAUGGGUGAAGAUGUUGGGAAGGAGCCUCUUGAUUACAACAGAAGGGCUCAGAUAUUUGAUAAGAGCUCCAGAGUCUUCCAAGCUCUCAGGGAACACAACUCUGCUUCUUCUCCUCAACAAUCUUCACAAUGAACAUCCACCUCACUCUUGAUCUUGAUCUCCAUUCUUGUAUUUCCAUUCCACCAGUUUUGCUUUCUUUCUUGGUUUCUUUCUUGUUAUGUUAAUAACUGUUCAAUGUGUACAAGAAAGGGUGUUUCUGAAGCUUGAUUUCUUGCUGUCACAUAGCAUAACUGCUACAUUUUGAAAGCUAUUCUUGGGCUUUCCAAGAAGCUUCUAGUGGGAGUGGGUUAUUGUUUGGACCCACUAUAUUCAAUCGUCUUUCUGAUACUGCUAUAACUUUUGCGAUGGUCCUGUUUCAAUCUUCAGAUUGAAUAAUAUCUCUAUUCAGGUUCUUUAUUUAUGCAAUAACCAUCCAUUA
This is a messenger RNA of Prosopis cineraria, 806 nucleotides long. RefSeq lists its product as uncharacterized. The transcript has a single exon. The coding region runs from base 5 to 460 and encodes 151 amino acids. NCBI's taxonomy places the organism in Eukaryota, Viridiplantae, Streptophyta, Magnoliopsida, Fabales, Fabaceae. The record is from RefSeq and is a predicted model, not a curated record.